Asterias rubens (European starfish) is the source of this 1588-nucleotide messenger RNA. RefSeq names its product clusterin-associated protein 1-like. Gene Ontology annotation, cellular component: centrosome; intraciliary transport particle B; cilium. The record is from RefSeq and is a predicted model, not a curated record. The coding region runs from base 10 to 1305 and encodes 431 amino acids. Lineage: Eukaryota; Metazoa; Echinodermata; Asteroidea; Forcipulatida; Asteriidae. Gene Ontology annotation, biological process: cilium assembly. The transcript is spliced from 11 exons.
ACAGUCAAGAUGUCGUACCGAGACCUCAGAAAUUUUACAGAGAUGAUGCGGGCGUUGGGCUAUCCACGUCUGAUAUCAAUGGAGAACUUCAGAACUCCAAAUUUCCCUCUAGUGGCAGAAGUCCUCAUUUGGCUCGUCAAAAGGUACGAUCCGAAUGCUGAUAUACCAAUCGACACGGAUACAGAGCAAGACCGAGUUAUUUUCAUAAAAUCUGUGGCCCAGUUUAUGGCAACCAAAGCCCACAUCAAGCUUAACACCAAGAAGCUGUACCAAGCUGACGGUUACGCUGUCAAGGAGCUUCUCAAGGUGACAUCGGUUCUCUACGGAGCGAUGAGGACCAAGGUUGGAGACGGUGAAGAAGAUGGUGAAAAUGGAGGUUCAUCUUUAUCAUUCGACAUCUCAUCAAAGGUGUCCGACUUGAAAGCAUCUCGGCUCCUAGCAUCUCAGAUUACUACUAAAGGAGCCAGUCUGUAUGAUCUACUUGGGAAAGAGGUUGAGCUGAGGGAGGUUAGAACAGCGGCAAUUAACAAACCACUGGAGAUCAACGAGAUUGAGAAAGGCCUUCGUGGAAGCAUCAAAGGUGUUGAGGUGUCAAUUAAAAAGACCCAGCAGAUGUUGGAGAACGUGGCAUCGGACGAAGCCAACCUGGAGGCUAAGAUUGAGAAGAAGAAAGCCGAGCUGGAGAGGAACCAGAAACGUCUUCAGACUCUUCAGUCUGUCAGGCCUGCUUUCAUGGACGAGUACGAAAAGCUUGAAGUGGAUUUAGAGAAGCAGUACGAGACGUACCUUGAGCGAUUCCGCAACCUCACCUACCUUGAGCAACAACUGGAAGAAUUCAGCAGAGCAGAGCAAGAUAGAUUCGAGGAGACAGAGACAACCAUGAAGAGGAUGCAGAACAGACUGAAGGAGGAGGACGCCCGCAUCAGAGUAUCCGAUGAGAUCCUAGGAGGAGACGAGAUACCUGGGCUGGAUGUUGUCGAUGAUGACGAUGACGAUGACGAUGAUGAUGAUGUCAGUGAUAGCGGGAGUGAGGAGGCUAAGGUCCGAGCUCCACCACCGAGAAGGGAACGACCCAAACCAGGGGGCUCAAGGAAUAAUAAUUCCAAAGUGUUUGGUAACAUGGGAGGCGGAGACAGCGAUGAGGAGGACUCGAACGAUUCCAUUAACGAUGACAGCAUCAGCGUUGAUGAUGACGAUCUCCUUGAUGAUGACGACGGUGACAGCGACGACUUGGAGGUCGAAGGUCCCACAACGAGGAAAGGUCGCAGGCAGGAAGAACCAGACGACAGCGACAACGACUUCUAGGUUUUGGGUCGCCAUGGAAACUGUAAGAGUGCUGUUUUAUUGAUGUUUGUUUACCUUGCUAAAAUAACUUGUCCAGCGACAGGUGUGUAACAGAUGCACAACAUGAAACCAAUUCAUCCAUUUCCAUAAGUUGGUUGACAUCUUUUAUGGAGUGUUGUUGUGUUGUUGUUGUGUUACCCUCGUGUAUAUAGCUGGAUGGGACGCUUAUAAGCACUGGACACUAUUAGUAAUUACUCAAAAUAAUUGUAAACAUAAAAACUAACUUGGUAACAAGCAAUGGCGA